AGUUAAAGUCCACCGGCACCGCUCACCACUUUUCCUUCCUGCUCAAUUCAACCGACUACCGGAUCCUCCGCAUGGACGAGGACCACGACCGCAUGUAUGUGGGGAGCAAAGAUUACAUUCUCUCUCUGGAUCUGCACGACAUCAACAAGGAGCCGCUCAUUAUCCACUGGCCUGUUGCAGCUCAAAGGAAGACUGAAUGUAUUCUGUCAGGGAAAGAUACAAAUGGGGAAUGUGGAAACUUCAUCCGCCUGAUUGAGCCGUGGAACCGGACCCACCUGUAUGUUUGUGGAACAGGAGCGUACAAUCCCAUCUGCACAUAUGUGGACAGAGGACGCAGGUCGCAGGGUUUCCAAAACCUACAGGCAGCUCAGUCAGGAGGGAGAACAAGUCGAGCAGCAGACUACAGCACUACAUCAGAGCCUAUGAACACAAAGGAAUAUAUUUUUCGUCUUGAACCUGGCAAAGUGGAUUCUGGGAAAGGAAAAUGUCCUUAUGAUCCUAAACUCAACAGUGUCUCUGCUUUGAUUAAUGGAGAGCUGUAUGCAGGAGUCUACGUCGAUUUCAUGGGAACAGACUCUGCUAUCUUCCGUACUCUGGGGAAGCAGACAGCCAUGAGGACUGAUCAGUACAACUCCAGAUGGUUAAAUGAUCCCACUUUUGUCCAUGCACACCUCAUCCCAGACAGUGCUGAGAAAAAUGAUGACAAGCUCUACUUCUUCUUCCGMGAGAAGGCCUCUGAGGUGGGCCAGAGUCCCAUGACGCAGUCCAGGAUAGGGCGGAUCUGCCUGAAUGAUGACGGUGGACACUGCUGCCUGGUCAACAAGUGGAGUACGUUUCUGAAGGCUCGCCUCAUCUGCUCUGUUCCUGGAGUUGACGGCAUUGAGACUCAUUUUGACGAGCUGAGAGAUGUUUAUAUCCAGCCAACUCAAGACACCAAGAAUCCUGUCAUCUAUGGAGUCUUCUCAGUUUCAGGGUCUGUAUUCAAAGGUUCAGCGGUUUGCGUCUACUCCAUGGCUGACAUCCGGAUGGUCUUCAAUGGGCCGUUUGCCCACAAAGAAGGGCCCAACUAUCAGUGGGUGGCAUACACCGGGAAAAUCCCCUACCCCCGACCUGGCACAUGUCCUGGAGGCACUUUCACUCCCAACAUGAAAUCCACAAAGGAUUACCCAGAUGAGGUUAUCAACUUCAUGAGAAACCACCCAACCAUGCACAAUACUAUAUACCCAGUGCACAAGCGCCCCCUGGUGGUCAGAACCAACGUGGAUUAUGAGUUCACCACAAUUGCUGUGGACCAAGUGAGAGCUGCUGACGGCAACUAUGAGGUGCUCUUCCUGGGCACAGACCGCGGGACCGUUCAGAAAGUGAUUGUCCUGCCAAGGGACGACCUGCAGACAGAGGAGCUGGUGUUGGAGGAGGUGGAGGUGUUCAAGGUUCCCACCCCAAUCACCACCAUGAAGAUUUCAUCCAAACGGCAACAACUGUAUGUGGGAUCAGUCUUGGGCGUGACCCACCUGGCUCUCCACCGCUGUGAUGUGUAUGGGGAGGCCUGCGCUGACUGCUGCCUGGCCCGGGACCCGUACUGCGCCUGGGAUGGCAAAUCCUGCUCUAGAUACUCUGCCUCCCAGAAAAGACGGAGCCGCCGACAGGAUGUAAAGUAUGGAAACCCAAUUCGCCAGUGCCGAGGUUAUAACUCCAACAACAACAAGAACACUCUGGAGACAGUUCAGUAUGGGGUAGAGGGCAGCACCACAUUCCUGGAGUGUCAGGCUCGAUCUCCUCACGUCUCUCUGAAGUGGCACCUCGUGAAGGAAAACAGCGACAGGAAGAAAGAGAUUCGCUCAGAGGGUCGCAUCCUGAAAACAGAUCAAGGCCUCCUGAUUCGCUCUCUGCAGUCCUCCGACAGCGGGAUCUACCAGUGCACGUCCACAGAGAAGAACUUCAAGCACACGCUGGUGAAACUGCAGCUCGUGGUCCUCUCCAGCCGCACCGUGAACAGCGUGCUGGUGGAGACGGGCGGGCCGGCCCUCCCGCCGCUUCAGGCCAGCGCCUGGACGCCGAGCGCGGGCCAGUACAAAGACCUGCUCACCAUCCUGAGCCAGCCGGAGAUGGGGCUGAUCAACCAGUACUGCAAGGACUACUGGCAGCACGGGGACGGAAACCUCGGGGACGGCAAGGCCAAGAGYAUAAAGGAACUGAAAGAGCAGAAGAAACCUCGCAACCGCCGGCAUCACGACGAUCAGACAGAUUCAGCCGAGACAUGAAGAGCCUAAACAUACCUGUUGUGUAUUCAAACACCUGCCCUUGUCUACCUUUUCUUUUAUGUCCUCACAGCCUCCCAGACACUACAACCCGCCAGUUAGAGGGAUGACAGACUCUGCGACAGAAAGCGGUCAAUCGUUUCUACAAAACUGUUGGAGAAAAAUAAAUAUUUAUUGUAGGUUGUAAAAAAUAGUUCUUUGUACCUAUAUAGAAAACAUGUUUUGUUUUGUUUUUGUGAAUAGAUCCAACCUGUGCAGAUAUUGUUAUUAUAUUAGUGUUCUUGUUUAUCACACUGUGUCAUCAUGUUGAGAAUAUCUUUGUGUUUUUCAAACAGCAACAAUUGCCCAGGACUUUGAGGGUACGCACAUAUGGACAAGGACCGAAAAACUUAAUUGUUUGAGGUGACCAUGUUGGAUCUAUUGACUGCUGGCAGUAUUCAGUAUCUAAGGUCAAAGCUGAGCCAGGAAGUCCUUUGAUCGCUCAGACUUCCCCUAAUGUCUUCAACAGAAUAAGCUACUAUAAAGUAGACCUUUAUUUCAGCAGAAAAGUGGCAAAAAAAAAGGCAUUUCACUUAACGUGAGGACGGUGGAAAUGCCCACAGACUGCAACUGUGACAAGAUGUCACAAACACAAUAAAGUGUGAAUUCAAAUACUUUUCUUCCUCUCCAGACUGGUCUCAAGUGAGGGUCUUGACUCGCUCAUAUUCUUCCACAAUAAGUUGCUGCCAAGAGUUUGUUUCGUUUCUGUGUGAAUAUCACAUCUCAAUGUUGUGUUCUUAACAUAUGUGUGAUAAGCUGUUGUUUGAAAUGGGGAGGUUCCUUUUUAAAGGCACGAAUCUAAAAACAACAUAACAUUGCCUUCUCUUCUCUUACUAUGGAGAUUUUAUAUUCCAGCAGGCAGCUAAAAUGUGAGUUUGUGACAGCUUGUGGUUAAAAAAAGAUAUAAGACAAAGCACCUUCUGUUGCCAAAUUGGUCAAAUUUUAAAAGAAAUCUUACAGUACAUCUUGUAUCUAGACACAUUGAACAGUAUAUUCAUAUAAGGGUAAGUUUUUUGUUGAUUUAUUUUUUUGCAUUCCUCCCAUUUUAAUGUAAAUACUGGUGAAAAUUCUAAAUAUCGGUCUACACACGUGUGCAGAUUUAUAGUGCUAGGGAUUUGAUUAUUAUGAUUGGUGCUGUACUUUCUGUAUAAUCUGGUAAAAACACAUUUUUUGUGCUGGUACAGAGCCAUUCUUGUGCUUUAUUAUCAAUGCCACAAACUGUAGAACUGAGCAACUUUGACACAAUAAAAAAAAGAAAACAUCCCAGCUUCAACCACUAACAAGAUAAUCCCCACCUUACCUGAAGAGAACCCUAAACCCACAACCUUCAGGCGGUGGGUUUUCAUCGUGCACGGCAUGUACAGUGUAUGUUUGUAGUAUUUGUUUAAAAAUGCGACGUUGCUGUGGGUGUCAGUGAAUGUCUGUUUUCUUGUGAGAGUACAGAUCCAUUUUUUAACUACAGGAAAUGCUGAAAGUUUAGAAAGAUUGUGAUUUUUAUCUUUUUUUGCUCUCUCGGUCUUGGAGGGUGAAAAGAAAAAAAACUGCAUAUAUUUAAACGUGCAUCUGUUUUCUCUGUUUGACAGCUCAUUGAGGUAAUGUACAUUAUGCACAKUUGGUGUUAAUGUAAUGACUUGUAAAAAAAAACUACUCUUUUCUUCCUCAUCAAUGUUGCUAACUAAUAAAUUAAAGCUCUAUAUUUUAUAAUAAAA
Austrofundulus limnaeus is the source of this 4006-nucleotide messenger RNA. RefSeq names its product sema domain, immunoglobulin domain (Ig), short basic domain, secreted, (semaphorin) 3Fa (gene sema3fa). Gene Ontology annotation, molecular function: semaphorin receptor binding; chemorepellent activity. NCBI's taxonomy places the organism in Eukaryota, Metazoa, Chordata, Actinopteri, Cyprinodontiformes, Rivulidae. Gene Ontology annotation, biological process: semaphorin-plexin signaling pathway; axon guidance; neural crest cell migration. Gene Ontology annotation, cellular component: plasma membrane. The record is from RefSeq and is a predicted model, not a curated record.